AUGAAAGGCCUCCUUCACGAUAGACUCUGGAUCAAGAAGGUUCCUUCUGUCUAUUCUGCCGAACAAGUUUCGAAGUGGUUAUCCAAGAUACAGUAUCCUCAAGCUAAGGCUAUCGAUCCUUCAAAGUUUGAGCCCAAUUUGGACAACCUACGUGUGCUAGUGCGGCACCAUAUAGCUGCUUUUCCUUUUGAAAACACCCCAAUGCAUUACACGCCUGAGCGUACGAUGGAUAUCGGUUUCGACUAUCUCUACCAACGUUUGGUGGUGAACAACGGUGGGAGCUAUUGUUUCGGAAUGAACCGAAUUUUCCUACAGAUGAUUCGCGGCUUGGGCUAUCGCGCAUACUCGGGCUCUGGGCGAAUCAAUACCGGACCACCCGAUUCCCCUCCCAAUUUUCUUCCCUUCACACACAUGUUGUUGUUCAUUCAACCUAUCGAUGGGAGUAACGCCACCUAUUUCGUUGACGCUUCGGGAGGAGGUUCGAGCCUUACUCAACCCAUUUUAUUGGUGGAUGGUGAAAGCGUUAUGGGCUCCACCCCUUCAGAGAAGCAUGUCCUCAUACGGACGGCCAGGUCAGAAUCCAGUCUUGCAAGUUCGCUCUCCGGAGACUCCGAACUCAAGGUGGAAUGGCGUCUCUUGGUCAAUCAUCUCAAAGAUUCUGGAGCCACCUCUACCCGAAUCAUGUACUCGUUCGUUGAAGUCGAAUUCUUCGAGGCGGAUUAUGAAGCUGCCAACAUCUUAGUGUACAACAAGAAAGAAGAUAUUUUCUGGAAUAAUGUCGUUUGCGCAAAGUGUUUUUUCCUUGAUGACAAGCAGAUGGAGGAAAUAGAACGUCAACCAAGUCUUUUCACCGCCAAUGAUGGAGCUAAUGUUUGGGAAAGACCGUACCUCGGGAGACUUGCAUUGGAGGGGCGAACUAUCAAGAGGCAUGUUGGGAUCAAGACAGAAGUUUUGAAAACCAUGGAAUCGGAACUGGAUCGACUGGAGGGUCUGAAGGAGUGGUUUAAUAUUGAUAUCGACCCCACUGCAGUGAAGCACAUUAAAGGGCGUGUUCCCGCUUAUGGGUAG
This is a messenger RNA of Marasmius oreades (fairy-ring Marasmius), 1068 nucleotides long. RefSeq lists its product as uncharacterized. The transcript has 4 exons. Gene Ontology annotation, molecular function: acetyltransferase activity. The coding region runs from base 1 to 1068 and encodes 355 amino acids. Lineage: Eukaryota; Fungi; Basidiomycota; Agaricomycetes; Agaricales; Marasmiaceae. The record is from RefSeq and is a predicted model, not a curated record.